UACAUACUUUGACCGCAGCUGCUUUACGCACACGAACUGCAGAAGACGUAACGCAUCUCCUUCUUAACGUAACCAUGUGUAAUAGGGCACAAUUGCCUCCGUGCCCUGUACCUAUAUGCUUCGAGGAAGGCACAACAUAUCUUGUGGAAUUUCCGAGUGUCAUUCGCGGGUGGGAGACUCGUGGGCUUUUCGAAAGUGUCAGUAACGUCUUUGCUGGCAUAAGCCAAUGAGCCGUAGCCGCAGUAUCACGAGUAUACGAGAUAAUAUAAUAUAGGUAAUGAGCAAGAGGCACUAAGUGAAGCUGUUAUUUAUAAACAAAGAGACCGUGACGGUGGCUACGUCUCCGCGAGAUGAUGUCAUAGAUCGGCGGCCGUGCCGAGUAUCGAAAGAGAAAGAGAGUAUUAAAGCGAGUAAAGCUGCGGCGGUGCAAAACGAACAUCUUGUGCCAAGUAAACACACACACGCGCGCAUAACUUGUCUAUAGUGUCAGUUGUAUAAGGAUGUCGUGUAUGUGAGUGCGGAGUGUAAUUACAAGUGUGUAGAGGCACGGCACUGCAGUCGACCCGCAGCAGUCGGUGCUCGGUCGGGGCGGUGCGUGUGCAUAUCGAUUCUUACUUUAUAUACAUUGUUAUUUCUGCACUGCGCGGCGGUGGCGGCGGCGGAUUCAGGUUAUCGCGAGAGAGGCGCACACCACUGCAGACGAAAAUCCGCGCCGCAGUUGCUCUUCGGCGUCGUUCGUUGUUCUCCGCAUACAUGUCCAUCCUGUAUAUGAGCAAUAAUAGUAGCAUAUAGGCUCCCUACUCUCCUCCACGCUUAUCGACACGAUCGACAUAGCGAUAACGCAAUAAUCUUGAUUUCGCCUUGGCUUAUGAAAAUUGCGCACGAAGGACUGGAUUCGACCGCGGCAUCGUGUCAGCAUCAUUGCCAAUUUGUAUAGCAGCAAAAACGGCCGAGCCUCAGCGUGGAACUAAGCGUUGCAAGCAGCGCACCGGCAGCGCCGAGCUGAACGGAGGAGGAGGCGGAAAGUCGAGGCGGAGACGCUCGCCGCCACCGCCGCUGGUGCUUUGCACCCGCAUGGAGCCCCUGGCCAGCGGCAUGUCGGACCUCGACAACAACGAGCUGCCGCCGGGGCAGCCGCCGCCGAUAUCCCUCGACAACCACAAGCCGUGCCUGCCCAAGACGGUGCCCAUAAUCGAGCACUACGACAUCAGCGACCACGUGCUCGGCCUCGGCAUCAACGGCAAAGUCGUCCAGUGCUGCGACCGGACCAGCAAAAAGAAGUACGCCCUCAAGGUUUUGCACGAUUGCGUCAAGGCUAGGCGCGAAGUCGAGCUUCACUGGAGAGCGGCGAGGACUUGCAAACACAUCGUCCAGAUUCAGGAUGUAUACGAGAACACAUAUGGUGGCAAAAAAUGUCUACUUAUCGUCAUGGAAUGUAUGGAAGGUGGCGAACUUUUUCAAAGGAUACAAGAACGGCAGGAUGGUGCUUUCACUGAGAGAGAGGCCGCACACAUAAUGUACGAUAUAUGCAUUGCAGUCAAAAGUCUCCAUGACAACAACAUUGCGCAUCGGGAUCUGAAACCAGAAAAUUUACUCUAUACUCAACCUGACAUGUUUGGUGUAUUAAAAUUGACAGAUUUUGGAUUUGCUAAAGAGACCAGUUUGAAAGAUUCUCUACAGACACCUUGUUAUACGCCCUAUUACGUUGCUCCUGAAGUGUUAGGUCCAGAUAAGUACGACAAAAGCUGCGAUAUUUGGUCAAUGGGUGUCAUAAUGUACAUAUUACUGUGCGGCUUUCCACCGUUCUACAGCAAUCACGGGUUAGUCAUAUCACCAGGUAUGAAGAAACGUAUUCGACUGGGUCAAUACGAAUUUCCAGAUCCCGAAUGGACCAACGUGAGCGUUGACGCCCGCGAACUCAUCAGCAAGAUGUUGUGCGUCGAUCCACUGGAACGCAUCGCCAUCGACGGCAUCAUGAAAAACAAGUGGAUCGCCAAACACACGGAAGUGCCAGCAACGCCGCUGCACACUGGCCGCAUGCUUCGCGAGAGCGAGGAGACCUGGCCCGAGAUACAGGAGGAAAUGACGCGCUCCUUGGCGACGAUGCGCGUCGACUACGACACGGCCAACUUGAAGCAGCUCGACAAUACCAAUAACGCCCUGCUCAAUAAACGCCGACGUGCCAAACAAGAGCUGACCAAAAAGUCCCUCCAACCAGCUGAAACCACCGUCGUGAAAACUAGUGCCUCCUAGGACAUAGCCAAACUUGCGAGACUCAUCGAUCACAUGUGCCCUUGACUCAUCUCCUUCGAGCGGACAUUGUUCAAUAAUUAUUUGUUAUUGCCAAAUACAUUUUAUUGUCUAUACUUUUUGCAAUGUUGACGCAUGACGACUCGUGCGGUGGAACGUAUCGAGUAUUAUUGUGCCUAUGUAACUAUUCUUAAGAAACUCACCUAGUGCAAUCUUACUGAAAACAAAAACUGAUAAUCUAUUAAAUAGACUUUACGAAAACUUCUAUAGUCUGAAAGCUUCAAGAAACAAGUCAUUAUAUAUAUAAAAUAUAUAUAAAAUAUAUGUAAAUUGGUAUUUUGGCAAAGGCAUGUCUUGCAAUUCAAUCGUGUAAUUAUUCUAUAUCAAAAUAUCUUGAUUAGGACAAUAAUUCAUAAACUCUUCUUACUUGAAAAAUUGAAAAAAAAUAUAUAUAUACCAAAUGCA
Messenger RNA from Trichogramma pretiosum, 2715 nucleotides. It is a transcript of the gene MAPk-Ak2, whose product is annotated as MAP kinase-activated protein kinase 2. The transcript has 9 exons. The coding region runs from base 1075 to 2253 and encodes 392 amino acids. Gene Ontology annotation, biological process: peptidyl-serine phosphorylation; intracellular signal transduction; protein autophosphorylation. The record is from RefSeq and is a predicted model, not a curated record. Gene Ontology annotation, molecular function: calmodulin binding; calcium/calmodulin-dependent protein kinase activity; calcium-dependent protein serine/threonine kinase activity. NCBI's taxonomy places the organism in Eukaryota, Metazoa, Arthropoda, Insecta, Hymenoptera, Trichogrammatidae. Gene Ontology annotation, cellular component: nucleus; cytoplasm.